This is a messenger RNA of Amoebophrya sp. A25, 711 nucleotides long. The record is from the annotation of a GenBank genome assembly. NCBI's taxonomy places the organism in Eukaryota, Dinophyceae, Syndiniales, Amoebophryaceae.
GGAAAACAAGAGUGCUGCUUUUGUAUUUCAGGAGAUAUAUUCUUUCUCAAUAUAAUUUGUCUUUCAAGAACUUUUCACUAAUGUUUCAGCUCCAUUCAAUUUAUAGCUUGAUCCCGUUGUCUAUUCUUUGCUCCGAUCAUUUUAAGACCUCAUCCUCUUUUCAUUUUUUCCCCACAUCUUUGAAUUUUUUUUCUAAUCAAACAAUCGUUGCAAUUAUCGAUAGUUUUUAGUUGCGGUCUGUGAUUAAUUUCUAUGUCUAAGCUAGAUCUUUGUUGGAUCCUUCACCAGCGUUCUCGUAUUACUGUGCUCUUUAACCACCUGGUGCGUACCUUACAGUAACAGUUACGAGAACGACCAAGCAAGCAUGUUCGGUCUCAUUCUCGGGAGCAAGCAAGAAGGGAAAGGAGGAAAGGCGGGGCGUUUGACGAGCAAGGAAGAAAUGUCCAGGGCGGCGGCUCCCUCCGCCAGUGCUACCCCCAGAGAUCAUGCCGGGUCUUCCUCGGUCUUCCCUUUCGCUCCUCCUGCAGGGGGUGUGAUGACUCCUCGUCUAGGUGGAUCUACUGCAGCUUCCGAGAUUGAUACUCCAAGAACGGCACGUCCUGGACCAGGAGAGGUGAUCUAUUGCUUUCGGUGCAAACACAUCAUUAACACAGAUGAAGUGGAACACAUCGUGCACGAAAAUGGACAUUAUUUUCAUCGCGGAUGUUUCCG